AUAAAAAAAAAAAAAGUUUAAAAUGGCUGAUAGCUCCGUGUUUUAUUCCGAAGUGAAAUCCAUUUUAGAGACGCUCAUAAUGACAGCGGUCGAUGUUCUCGGAGUUUCAGACAAAGGAACCGAUAAAACGAGGCGGACUCUGAGAGGCCAGGUGGGUUCACGGUUCUUAUACACCCGGAUCAGAGACGGUGUUUUCUGGGGGAGAUUGUGUCGUCGGGACGAAACCCAGAGCGGUAACGGAACGGCGCCAUAACAAAGAUGGCGGAUUGUGUUCAACAAAAGCAGCACAAACCGAGAUAUUGCUUAAAAAAAGUUUUAUUGACAGCUGAUAUCGGAGUUUUCUGAAGUAUUUAGGGAAAGUAAGACUGAAUUUUAAAGCGCAACUGUGGAAAAUCAUUUUAUCUGCUUACAAAGCCGGAUGUUGCUGCCAUGUUGAUCAGCGAGGCGGCCAGGAAGAUCAGCAGCAUUUUCUCGCAGCUCUCCUCGUCGCUUCUCGCUGAAAACCGCAAACUAAACUCACAGCUGGAGGCUGAACUGAAGAGCGCAGCUGAAGGUUUGGAAAACGCCCGGCUGUGGCGGGAGAACGUGCUGAACGGCGGUCCGGUGCUGCUGGAACAGAGCAGCACGGUGUUCCCCAUGAAGCCGCUUAUUAGACUGAAAAGAAAGAUGGACGAUGGAAAUCCUCCUGCAGCCUCUGCAGAGGUGGAAGACAUUGGAGAGAUGAUGCAGAUGCCUUCGUCUCCUUCUGCUGAAGAAGACACUGCUGAGGAUUUAGCUGCUCCAAAACUCCCUGAACUGGAAAACUCUGAAUCCCAGAAGACGCAGGAAGCAGCGCUGAAGCCUAAAGGAAAGGAGUUUGUGUGUGAGCUCUGCAAGAAGAGGUUUAGCCGUCGGUUUCACCUGGCAAAGCACAUGAACACUCACAAGGAGCAGCGGCCGUUCGCCUGUGACCGCUGCCCCAGGAAGUUCAGGACUGCAGAGACUUUGGAGCAACACCUGCUGCGACACGAAGAGAAGAAACACGCUAGCUUCCAGUGCCAGCGCUGUGAGAAGUCGUUCAAGACAAAGAUGAAUCUGAAGACACAUCAGCUGGUCCACUCAGACCUCCGACCGUUUAGCUGCGGGACCUGUGGGAAGGCCUUCAAAACCAAGCACAACCUGCAGGCACAUCAGGCGGUACACCUGGCAGAGAAACCACACAAGUGUUCAGAGUGCGGGGAGAGUUUCAGAUGCGCCAUCAGCCUGCAGUGCCACCGUAGUGUCCACACUGGUGAGCAUCCCUUCACCUGCACGGCAUGCGGCAAAACCUUCUCCAGCAGGCGGUCGCUCCGGACGCAUCAGGCAGUCCACAGGGGGAAGGUGUUCACCUGCGAGACGUGUGGGGCGGGAUUCACCCUCCGACAGAACCUCCAGAGGCACAUCCGCAUUCACACAGGCGAGAAACCAUUCGCAUGCAAGGUAUGCGGGAGGCCCUUCAUGCAGGACAACAAGCUGAAGGCGCACAUGCUGCUCCACGGCGCUGCCAAGGCAUUCAUGUGCGACCUCUGCGGGAAGACGUUCCUGUACAACUGCCAGCUGAAAGAAACAUCAGAAAGCCGCACACGAGGAGAAGCAGGCGUCAAAGAGGCGAGGUCGGGAGAGAGGCGAGCGCAGGGUGAUCUACCGGCGGGACAAAACCAUGCUGGACAUGACGGCGUUCAGCUGUGGCACCUGCCGCAAAGGCUUUGAUUCAGCUGCUUCGCUGCAGAGGCACGAGCUGAUCCAUGCUGGCGGCGCCGCACAGUAUGCCUGCGACCAAUGUGACAAGUCGUUUUUCUACAAAGCCACCUACGAGUACCACCGGAGGAUCCACUCCGGGGAGAGGCCGUUUGCGUGCGAUGUCUGUGGGAAGCGGUUCGUCAUCCGCCAGGCGCUCAAGUCCCACAGGCUGCAGCACUCUGGAGAGAAACCGCACAAGUGCGAGCAGUGCGGCAAGGACUUCCGUAUCUACACCAACUACCUGCGACACCGCCGUGUCCACACGGGGGAGAAACCCUAUGAGUGCGAGGUGUGUGGGACUCGGUUCCGGCAGCUCGGACAUGUCAAGUUCCACAUGCAGGUCCACACAGGAGAGAGGCCAUACUCCUGCAGCAGCUGUGGGCUCGGCUUUUCAGACUCCAGGUUACUCAGGAAACAUAACUGCAGUGAGAAAUAGGAUGGAUGGUUGUGAGAAAUAAAAAGCUUUUUUGACAGGUAUUGGUCACUUCAGCUUUCAAGAACUUCUAAUGUUGCUUUAUGGUGGAUUUCAGUUUCUUUAAAGGGACAGUAUUAUGUAAAAUUUACUUUUGUGAGCUUCAUAUCAUGCUAUAAAAUUAUUCCCUCAUUAAAAACA
Messenger RNA from Xiphophorus hellerii (green swordtail), 2371 nucleotides. RefSeq names its product zinc finger protein OZF-like. Gene Ontology annotation, molecular function: RNA polymerase II cis-regulatory region sequence-specific DNA binding; DNA-binding transcription factor activity, RNA polymerase II-specific. Lineage: Eukaryota; Metazoa; Chordata; Actinopteri; Cyprinodontiformes; Poeciliidae. The transcript is spliced from 4 exons. The record is from RefSeq and is a predicted model, not a curated record. The coding region runs from base 430 to 1728 and encodes 432 amino acids. Gene Ontology annotation, biological process: regulation of transcription by RNA polymerase II.